This is a messenger RNA of Triticum dicoccoides, 959 nucleotides long. RefSeq names its product alpha-terpineol synthase, chloroplastic-like. The record is from RefSeq and is a predicted model, not a curated record. Gene Ontology annotation, molecular function: terpene synthase activity; magnesium ion binding. NCBI's taxonomy places the organism in Eukaryota, Viridiplantae, Streptophyta, Magnoliopsida, Poales, Poaceae. The coding region runs from base 1 to 903 and encodes 300 amino acids. The transcript has 4 exons. Gene Ontology annotation, biological process: terpenoid biosynthetic process.
AUGUGCAGGUGGUGGAAUAAUCUGCACAUUCAUUCAAGGCUCCCGUUUGCUCGAGAUAGACUCGUGGAGUGUUAUUUGUGGAUGUUAGGAGUAUACUACCCACCCAACUAUUCACGGGGACAAAUAAUACUUACGCUUGUGAUUUAUACUACAUCCAUUUUUGAUGAUAUUUAUGAUUCAUUUGGAACCAAAGAAGAGUGUGAGUUGUUUACCCAGUGGGUAGAAAGUUGGGAUCCGAAAGCGGGUCAUGUUCUCCCGGAGUGCAUGGGAUAUGCAUUUGGAAAAAUCAUGGAAAGCUAUGAGAUAAUCGAUAACGAGCUAGCACCGGAGGAGAAAUAUCGGAUGACCUACCUUAAAAACUUCAUAGUAGAUCUGGUUAGAAAUUACAACAAAGAGGUUAAAAUGCGUGAAGAAAAUGUUAUCCCAGUAUCUGUCGAAGAGCAUCUGCAGGUCUCAGCAAAGACUAGUGCAUGUCAUCUACUGGCUUGCACUUCACUUGUUGGAAUGGAUGAUAUAGCAACAAAGGCUUCUUUUGAAUGGGUUUCAACUAUACCUAAAAUUUUGCAAAAGCUUUGCAUAAUUGUCAGACUAUUAGAUGACAUCAUGACCUAUGAGCGAGAACAGAUGACACCUCAUGUUGCUUCGACAUUGGACAGCUACAUGAAACAACACGAUGUCACUAUGAAAAUAGCAUGUCAGAAGAUACAAGAGCUAAAGGAGGAAUCAUGGAAAGAUUUCAAUGCCGAGUGGCUAGAGUAUGAUGGUGGCCAGCCGAGGAAGUUGAUUGAGGUGAUAUUCAACCUCACGAGAACAAUGGAGUUCAUGUAUAACAAAGAUGACAACUUUACCAACUGUCGCAACCUUGAGGAUACCAUUCGAUCAUUAUUUGUGGAGACCUUUUGAGAUUAUUUUGUAGUAUAAAGGGACCAACAAAUGUUCUUUUGUGAUCAUAUCUUCCA